GAGAGGUUCGGGACAUGGAACUGACACCCCCAGAGGCCGGUGGACACUUUCACCCGGGACGCUUCCAGAGCUGGCGAGAGAGCAGUCUCGCUUCCGUGCCAUGGCUUCGGCGCUGAGCUAUGUCUCCAAGUUCAAGUCCUUCGCGAUCUUGUUCGUCAGCCCGCUCCUGCUGCUGCCACUCAUCAUUCUGAUACCCGCCAAGUUUGUCAGGUGUGCCUACGUCAUCAUCCUCAUGGCCAUUUACUGGUGCACAGACGUCAUCCCGGUGGCCGUCACCUCCCUCAUGCCUGUUUUGCUCUUCCCACUCUUUCAGAUACUGGACUCCAAAGAGGUAUGCGUGCAGUACAUGAAGGACACCAACAUGCUGUUCCUGGGCAGCCUCAUUGUGGCGGUGGCUGUGGAGCGCUGGAACCUGCAUAAGAGGAUCGCGCUGCGCACGCUGCUCUGGGUGGGAGCCAAGCCCGCACGGCUGAUGCUGGGCUUCAUGACGGUCACAGCCUUCCUGUCCAUGUGGAUCAGCAACACGGCCACCACGGCCAUGAUGGUGCCCAUUGUAGAGGCCGUGCUACAGCAGAUGGAAGCCACAAACGCAGCCUCGGAGGCCAGCCUGGGGGCACUGGAGCUGGCGGACAAGGGCAAGGCCGGACAGUUGUCGGAGAACCAAGUGGCUUUUGAGGACCCCAUGAAGGAGAAGCAGGAGAACCAGGACAGGAAGAACACGUGCAAGGCUAUGAACCUGUGCGUGUGCUAUGCAGCCAGCAUCGGGGGCACGGCCACCCUGACCGGGACGGGACCCAACGUGGUGCUCCUGGGCCAGAUGAAUGAACUGUUUCCUGACAGUAAGGAUCUGCUGAACUUUGCGUCUUGGUUUGGAUUUGCCUUCCCCAACAUGCUGAUGAUGCUGCUACUCUCCUGGCUGUGGCUCCAGUGCGUUUACAUGAGAUUCAAUUUUAAGAAAUCCUGUGGUUGUGGGACACAGAGCAGGAAUAAGGAGAAGGCCGCCUAUGAGGUGCUGCAGGAGGAGUACAGGAAACUGGGACCCUUGUCCUUCGCUGAGGUCAACGUGCUGGUCUGCUUCCUCCUGUUGAUCGGCCUGUGGUUCUCCCGUGACCCCGGUUUCAUGCCAGGCUGGGUGUCCAUUGCCUGGACAGAGGAUAAGAAAAUGUAUGCCAGUGAUGCCACUGUGGCCAUCUUUGUGGCCAUCUUGCUAUUCAUUGUACCUUCACAGAAGCCCAAGUUCAACUUUUGCAGCCAGACUGAGGAAGAAAUGAAAACUCCAUUUUAUCCCCCACCUCUGCUGGAUUGGAAGGUGACCCAGGAAAAAGUGCCCUGGGGCAUUGUGCUGCUCCUAGGGGGUGGAUUUGCCCUGGCUAAAGGAUGUGAGGCCUCGGGGCUCUCAGAGUGGAUGGGGAAGCAGAUGGAGCCCUUGAGCAGUGUGUCCCCUGCAGCCAUUACCCUGAUCUUAUCCUUGCUUAUUGCUGUGUCCACUGAGUGCACAAGCAAUGUGGCCACCACCACCCUGUUCUUGCCCAUCUUUGCCUCCAUGUCUCGUUCCAUCGGCCUCAAUCCACUGUACGUCAUGCUCCCCUGUACCCUGAGUGCAUCCUUUGCCUUCAUGUUGCCUGUGGCCACCCCGCCUAAUGCCAUCGUGUUUGCCUACGGACACCUCAAAGUUUCUGACAUGGUGAAAACAGGACUAAUGAUGAAUGUAAUUGGAGUCUUGUGUGUGUUUUUGUCUGUCAACACCUGGGGACGGGUCAUAUUUGACUUGGAUCAUUUCCCUGACUGGGCUAACAUGACACAUAUUAAGACUUAGGAAGAGCCACAAGACCAUGCACACGGCCUGCACCCUCCUGAGGACUCUGACCUUUCCAGUACACCUCGCACAGAGCUUUGGGGCUUGCACCCCAGAGUGACUCACUCAUGUCCACACCCCACCAAGACUCAGCCAACGGGGGUCACUUCUUCCUUCAGGGCUAGAGUCAGAGAUGGUGACGGGCAGGCUCAGAAGUGACGAGAUCCUCUCAAGAGGUGUGGGAUCCAUUUUCCUGGGGACUGGGAGGCAGGAGAGGAACCAGAACACAGGCUCUUGUACCAUGACGCCUUGGGCAGGCCCCAGGCUUGCCAGUGCUGGGCUCUGGUUCUCACCUGCUUAGUCCCAGGCAUCCACAUGGGUGUUAGAGCCCCAGGAUGGAGGCUGAGGAAAUAGCGUGGCAGUGCCUGUGUCUCUGGCUGCCUCAGAUCUGUCGUUCUGAAGGGGACUACUCAGACAGGACAGGACAUCUUGUCUCGGGCAGCCGUCCACUGCUGGAGUGACCUUCUGGAGACUCUCUGAUCCUGGUAUGGCACCACCACGAAAGGAUGAGCAAUCUGAAGCGCCAACUUCACGGCGACACCUGCCUCCCUUCGUACAGCUCACUCUUGGCUGACCAGCUCCCCUCUUUGAACUAACAAUUUGGGCCCCUUCCCCAACUCUCCAGUUAGCCUCCUUCAAUCCCUAGAUCCCUUUGUUGUCUGGGCCAGCAGCAGCUGAAAUCCCAAGGCCCCCUUCUUUUCUCACAGGAAACUCAGUUUGGUUCUUUGGGGGAAAUGCUUUUUCACCAGUUCCGUACAGCCAGGGCCACACUCUGAGUAUGGGCACUGUGGAGUCCCUAGGUCCUCCCUCACCUGUAGGUGCAGAGUGGAUGCAGUAUUAAUUUCCAGUGGCUGGACCACCUCAGAGUUUAGCUGUCUAGCUGGAGUUUGAGCUCUGCUGGGAAAUCUCCCCCACUGUGUUGACUGGCUGCUGUAGCCAGGCCUAGCAGCAACAGAGCAUCAUUGAGAACAAGCAGUGCUUGGUGGUCCCUAAACCAUACUGCCUACCUGGUGGGUUAAUCUACCUGAACUUACAGGCAAUAACUUCAGAGUGGCCAUGGAAACUCUCGGAACCCCCUAUGAGAAUGAGAGACAUGACAGGCAACCACCUUCUUGUUGAAUUUCUCUUCCUUCCUUUUCUUUCUUUCUUUUCUUUGUCUUCUUUCUUUUUCU
This is a messenger RNA of Chinchilla lanigera (long-tailed chinchilla), 3027 nucleotides long. RefSeq names its product solute carrier family 13 (sodium-dependent citrate transporter), member 5 (gene Slc13a5). The record is from RefSeq and is a predicted model, not a curated record. The coding region runs from base 101 to 1816 and encodes 571 amino acids. The transcript has 13 exons. NCBI's taxonomy places the organism in Eukaryota, Metazoa, Chordata, Mammalia, Rodentia, Chinchillidae. Gene Ontology annotation, biological process: citrate transport; monoatomic anion transmembrane transport. Gene Ontology annotation, molecular function: citrate transmembrane transporter activity; sodium:dicarboxylate symporter activity; succinate transmembrane transporter activity. Gene Ontology annotation, cellular component: membrane.